UUUGGUGCGAAGAACGGGAAGCAAGUUCAAUGCCGUGAUUCUGAAGCGCUUGUUCAUGAGCAAGAUAAACAAGCCUCCACUGUCCCUCUCCAGGCUAAUUUCUUUCAUGUCGGGAAAGGAAGGUAAGAUUGCUGUUUUGGUGGGCACCAUUACAGAUGAUAUCAGGGCCUAUGAAGUCCCAGCUAUCAAAGUUUGUGCAUUGAGGUUCACCAAAACUGCAAGGGCAAGGAUUGAGAAAGCUGGCGGAGAAUGCCUGACAUUUGACCAAUUGGCUCUGAGGGCUCCAUUGGGGCAGAACACGCUUCUACUCAGAGGUCCAAAGAACUCGCGUGAAGCAGUAAAACACUUUGGUCCUGCUCCUGGUGUUCCUCACAGUCACACCAAGCCAUACGUGCGUGCUAAGGGAAGAAAGUUUGAGAGGGCUAGGGGUAAAAGAAACAGCAGGGGAUACAAGGCUUAGUUUUUCUCAUUAUAUUGUUAUCAACAUUAUCAAGUUGUCUUCUUUUGUAUCUUUGAAUCAAAUUUUGCAAAAAGACUUUUGUU
This is a messenger RNA of Cuscuta epithymum, 543 nucleotides long. The record is from the annotation of a GenBank genome assembly. Lineage: Eukaryota; Viridiplantae; Streptophyta; Magnoliopsida; Solanales; Convolvulaceae.